AUGGCGGCGCCUCCGUUCAGCUUCACUCCGGAGCGGUACUGGACGGAGGACAAAGAGAGGGCGCUCAUUGCGUUCUUCUCCAAACACGGCUGUCUGUGGAACCACAAGUCUGAGAGCUACAAGAACCGCCAGCUGCGGUGGAAGACCCUGGAGCACCUGAGGGUGCUGCUGUCCUCCCACGCCCCCCCCCACCCCCUCACAGUGGAAGAGAUCAAGAACAAGUUCAAGAACCUGCGCACCACCUUCCAGCGCCAGUACAAGAUGGUGAAGGCGGGCGGGCCGGACGGCGCCUUCGUGCCUCAGUGGAAGUUCUACGAGCAGCUGAUGUUCCUGAGGGGCUGCUGGGACCGGGACGGCCCCGACGACCGGCCGCCGCCCCCCUCGCCGCCGCAGGAAGACACCCGGCUGGUUGGCCCCGCCCCCCUGAUUGGCUCCGCCCCCAUCGUCCCCACCCCGUCCUCCUGCGUCCCCUCCAACGCGCUGGGGAAAUGCUACUGGACCGAAGAGAGGGAGCGCCAGCUGAUCGGGUUCUACUCCGAGCACGACUGCCUCUGGAGGAAGAAGUCCCAGAACUACAACAACCGUCCGCUGCGCCUGCGCCUGCUGGAGGCUCUGAGCCGCCGGCUGGCCGACCGCUCGGCCUCCUUCUCAGUUGAAGACCUGAAGUCCAAGUUCAAGAACCUUCGGACGGUUUUCAACCGCGAGUUCAAGGCGGGGAAGUCGAGCCGCGAGGCCGCCGGGCGCCACGCGCCCCGCUGGAAGCACUACGGCGAGCUGCUGUUCCUGAGCGAGUCCUGUGAGGACGAGCCCGACGGCCCGGAGGACGCCAAGAUACUGACGCCGAGGGAAGGCCGGGACCUGGACCGGGACCGGGACCGGGACCUGGACCGGGGGAACCAACCGUCCUCCUCCGCCCAGGUCACGUUCGGCGACCCCUCUCUCUCCGGUGACCCGUGCCAGGUCUUCCUCCCCGCGUCUCCGGAUGACCUCAAACCAGCUGUCGCCAUGUUUGCCGCCUCCCCGUCCUCUCCGGCGCCGGACCCCGAGCCGGACCCCGCGCCGGACCCCAGGCCGUGCACAGGCCCCGCCCCUCUGGACUUCUCCGGCUCCCCUCUGGCCGACGGCAGGCCGAGCUGCCACUGGAACGAGGCCAAAGUCCAGCAGCUCAUAUCGUUUUACUCCGAGCACAGCUGUCUGUGGAACCACAAGUCCGAGAGCUACAGGAACCGGCCGCUGCGGCGGCGCCUGCUGGAGACGCUGAGCGGGCUGCUGACCGACCGCCAGGCGGCGCCCUUCCCAGUGGAAGACAUCAAGACGAAGUUCCGUAACCUGCGGACGAUCUUCCAGCGCGAGCACAAGGCGGCGAGCGCCAACCGGACGUGCGGCUCGGAGGACUUCUACCUGCCGCGCUGGAGGCACUACGGCGAGCUGCGCUUCCUCUGCGAGUCCUGCGACGAGGACGACCUCCAGGGGGCGCCGAAGCCCCGCCUCCUCGGCCCGGCGCUCGGCGGCCGUUACCACGACGACGCCGACCGCGCCGCCGCGCUCCUGAAGCCGCCUCCCUCGCCCACGCCGCCCGACUCCCCCCCCUCCUCCUCCCCCUCCCCCCCCUCCUCCCCCUCCUCUCACUCCUCCCACGCCGACAGCCGAGCGGCGUGCGGACGCAAGCGUGCCGGCCGCCGCCGCCUCCCGCCGCCGCCGCCGCCCGGCGAGGUGCUGGACGUCAUCAGGGCCUUCUGCCACAGCCAGGGGGCGUCGCCGCACGCCGGCUUCCUGAAGUACGUCGAGGAAUGUCUGAACGAGACGGCGCCGCACAAAGUGAAGAAGAUGAAGAAGAAGAUCAUCGAGACCAUCCACGGCGUGGAGGACGAGGGCUAGAGGUCACGGGGGUCACUCCUGAGAGAACGUCAGGAGAACAUGUGACCAUCACUCGCGUGGCAGAGAGCCGGUGGGUCACGGUUCUCUGCCACGGAACCUCGUCCCAGCGUGUGCUCAGUGUAUCCCACAAUGCACCUGGGCCAGAGACAUUCCGUCUGAACACCUAGCAUGUAGCGGCAUCCAGCUCAGCUACGCAGGAACACGGCAACACGCUAAUGCACCGGCUAACACGCUAAUGCACCGGCUAACACGCUAAUGCACCGGCUAACACGCUAACGUGGAACAUUCCCACGACGUGUGUUUCGUGACUUUAAUGUUCAGACGACAAACGACCUGAAGGACUUCACCAGCUGGCAGGUCCUGCAUAUAUAUAUACAGGACUGUCUCAGAAAAUUAGAAUAUUGUGAUGAAGUUCUUUAUUUUCUGUAAUGCAAUUCAAAAAACAAAAACGUCA
Messenger RNA from Pseudoliparis swirei, 2332 nucleotides. RefSeq lists its product as uncharacterized. The transcript is spliced from 7 exons. The record is from RefSeq and is a predicted model, not a curated record. Lineage: Eukaryota; Metazoa; Chordata; Actinopteri; Perciformes; Liparidae. The coding region runs from base 1 to 1878 and encodes 625 amino acids.